AUGUCCGGCAGUGUGACUGAAAAAUUGAAAGAGGGUGGAAGACAAAUAACAGCUGGUGGUUCAGCUGGUAGGUUAUUCUUGAUUAACAAAAGUAGAAGAUUAAUAGUCAAAUUUGGAUAAAUUUAGGAUUGGUGGAAGUAUGUUUGAUGUAUCCAUUGGAUGUGGUAAAGACACGUUUGCAAUUGGGUAAUCAUGAUAAGGGUAUGGUGGAUUGCUUUGUGAAGACUUAUAAAGUUGAAGGAAUUGGUGGAUUUUACAAGGUAAAUUAUUUGAUUUGAAAAAUAUUUGGGAAUAUAUCUUCUGAAAAAUUCCAAGCCUUUUUCAAAAACUUGAAAACAUUUUGAUCAUUUCAAAAGCUUACAAUUAGGUAUGAUAUUUUUGAGCUCUGAUAUUUCAAAGAUUUGUAGUUGAGUCAUAUGAUUCUUGAUUUCACCUAUUUUUCUGGAGAUUCAUGAAAAUUUCAAUUUCAAUUUGAUUUGAAAACUAUCAAAGAAUAUGUGAAGAAUGCAAAUUAUGAAAAUAGGUAAUAUUAAAAAAUCAACAGUAAAGGCUUGAAACUGAACCAUUCUUCAAAAAUAAUAACCACUCAAAAACCAACAAGUUUAUCAGGGAAUUCUGCCACCGAUUCUCGCUGAAACACCCAAACGCGCAACAAAAUUCUUCACGUUUGAACAAUACAAAACAAUGUUCACACAUUCCGAUAUUCCAAUGCCACUAACAAUGUCAUUCGCUGGAUUAUUUUCCGGACUUACAGAAGCUUUUGUGAUUUGUCCAUUUGAAACAGUGAAAGUUAGACUGCAAGCAGACCGAAAAUCUACAGCGGGACAGGUAGUUUUUAUAAAAUAUUAUUUGUUAAAAAAAUAAUAAAUCAUUUUUCUAGCAGCGAAGCACGGCAUCAAUGGCUCGUGAAAUUUACAGAACUGAAGGUUUUGGAACUUCAGGACUUUAUCGAGGACUUGGGGCUACUCUAGGAAGACAUGGAGCUUGGAAUAUGGUAUAUUUCGGAUUAUAUCAUAGUUGUAAAGAGAUUAUUCCAGAUGCCAAGGUAUGUUUUUAUAUGAAUUGAAAUUGAAAAAAGCAUCUUUUGCUUUACAGCAAAACCCCACUGCCAAUCUAUUGGGACGAAUUGGUCUAGGUUUCACCGCAGGAUCUCUUGCGUCAAUUUUCAAUAUUCCAUUUGACGUAGCAAAAAGUCGUAUUCAAGGUCCACAGCCAGAUCCAUUGAUUAGAAAAUAUAAUGGAACUUUCCAAUCGAUUGCACUGGUUUAUAAAGAAGAAGGGUGAGAAAAAUAUUUAUUUCGGUUAGAAUCCAAUAUUGGGAUUGUUUCCAGAUUUGCUGCAUUAUACAAAGGACUUCUGCCAAAAGUUAUGCGACUCGGACCCGGUGGAGCAGUUAUGCUUAUUGUGUACGAUGAGGUUUAUGCAUUUUUAAAAAAGACUACUUAA
Messenger RNA from Caenorhabditis angaria, 1446 nucleotides. NCBI's taxonomy places the organism in Eukaryota, Metazoa, Nematoda, Chromadorea, Rhabditida, Rhabditidae. The record is from the annotation of a GenBank genome assembly.